Molecule: messenger RNA, 648 nt
Organism: Rhizoctonia solani
Lineage: Eukaryota; Fungi; Basidiomycota; Agaricomycetes; Cantharellales; Ceratobasidiaceae
Product: hemopexin domain protein
Exons: 3
Coding region: 1-648 (215 amino acids)
Source: RefSeq, a predicted model, not a curated record
AUGUCCGGAGUCGCAGCCCUAAACAUUGCCAAAAGCAACGAGACCUACUUCUUCCAAGGAGACCGAUACGUCAAAUUCAAAUGGACACCAGGCACGACCGAUGACGAAAUCACCUACGGCCCGACCGAGUUUGCGAAAGAAUGGGCGUCGUUGAAGGAGGCCGGCGGCGACAAGUACGCACGGAUCGAGUACGUCCCUGGUGCGCCGGGUGACAAGAUUUUGGGUGGAGUUCGCCCGAUCAAGGGUAACUGGCUGUCGCUCGACAAGGCUGGGUUCACCGAGGUCACUGCUGCGUUGCCUGUGCCUGGACGGAGCAACGAGGCGUACAUUUUCAGUGGACAGCAGUAUUGUCGCAUCAAAUACACCGAGGGGAAGAUCGACGACGAGCUGCUCGAUGGGCCGAAGCCUAUCUCGGUUGGCUGGAGCAAGGUCGGAUUCACGGAUUUCGAUACGAUUUUUGCUCGACCUGGUUCCGAAAACGGGGCCUAUGUGUUUAGCGGAAGCGAAUAUUCUCAGAUCAAAGUUAAUGUCGGAGGAUAUGACGAAAUUGUUAGCGAUAAGCGUGAGAUUGACCAGUACUGGCCGGCACUAGUCAGGCUGGGUUCUACUGAGCAAUGGGACCAAAUGUGGUUGCAUAGUUCUGUAUGA